Messenger RNA from Blepharisma stoltei, 1659 nucleotides. The record is from the annotation of a GenBank genome assembly. Lineage: Eukaryota; Ciliophora; Heterotrichea; Heterotrichida; Blepharismidae.
AUGGCAACGUCUCGUUUAGAGGAGCUUUUAAAUAAAAUUGAGGAACCACCCCUUCCAGAAAUCACUGAUAACUAUGAAAUUGAUCUGAGAAAUUUUAGAAUAUAUCUUGGACACUUAAAGGAAUACAAAGAAAGCAUAAUAAAAUUUGGACAAAUAUCAAAAUUUCAUGCAGAAAAGACAAGAGUUUAUAAUUCGAAAUUAGAGACUGCAGAAGCAUUAAUUAAAGCUGUAUUGAAGGAUAUCGAGAGAUUGGAAGAAAAUCAUCAUCCAAGGAAUUAUAAGAAAUUUGGAGGGUCACAAAAUAAAUUUAAAAGAGUUUCUGCUCAACAAAUAUUAGAAAAUCCAGGAAUUUUGAAUGGGGUUGAAGAAGGCAUAAUAGAAGACGAGCAUAAUUCAAUUUUUGUAUUAAGACUAUCGGAAGAAGCAUUCCCUGUUAGUGAAUGCCCUGUAUGUGAUGAGGCUGGGUUUAGCAGCAAAAGCGAGCUCAUAGAUCAUCUCAAAGAGCACUUAACAUAUACCAAUUUUAGCCACAGCUCAAAACCAUUUCAAAAUGAAAAUUUAGAAAUUUCAAAAAAAUAUAAAAUUAAUCAACUAAGAGGAGCUCCUCCUAGAAGUGCAUGAAUGGCACUUGCUUCUGAAAUACAAAAUUUAUAUCAAAAUGAAAGGCAAGAUGAAGGUCUUUUGACUUUUAAGUAUGAAAUAUCCAAUUAUUUAGAAGAUAUUUUUAAAACAAUUUAUCCAAAUAGUUCGCUAAGGAUGUAUGGGUCUAAUUUGAAUGGAUUCACUACAACUAAUAGUGACUUAGACUUAAGCCUUUCGAUAGAUCUAAAAGAAGCUUUUAAAUCCCCAAGGGAGAAAACCUUUGAUUUAAUUUCAGCAAAUUUUGAAGGACCUGUUAAAACCAAUGAUUUAUGUGAAUUAAUUAUUUUGUCGAAAAUAUGUGACUCAUUGGAAGAAAUAAAGGCAACUGAUAUUGAAUUGAGAGCUUCUGCAAGAGUUAGAAUCAUCAAUUUUUUAACCCCCACAGAGCCAAAAUUAGAAGUAGAUUUAUGCUUAAAUAAUGACCUAGCCGUAGAAAAUUCGAAAAUGCUCAAAGCAUACAGCCUAAUUGAUACAAGAGUGCCAUGUUUAGGAAUUGUCAUAAAAUGCUGAGCCAAGGCAAGAAAAAUAGCUGACCCUAAAAAUGGAACUCUGUCGUCAUAUGCAUAUAUCAUUUUGCUAAUUUUUUUCUUGCAAAGGGUUUCUCAUCCAAUUUUACCUUAUCUUCAGCUCUAUGUAACUGAAGAGAAGAAGAUUGGGGAAUAUGAUUGCUCUUUUGAUAACGAUAUUGCAAAAUAUCAAGCAUCUGCCCAAGCUAACCAAAUGAACGAAGGUGAGCUUUUAUUUGAAUUUUUCAAAUUUUUCUCGUUAUUUGAUUGGAGAAAUAAUGUGGUUGACAUCAGAAAAAGAGAAAAUGUAAGUAAAUCUGGAACUCAAAAUGAACCUUUUAUUUCUAUUCAGGAUCCAUUUGAAACUACUAGAAAUCUUGGAGAUGUUUGCAAGCCUUUAGGAGUGAAAAGAAUAAAAAAUGAAUUUAAAAGAGCUGCUGCUGAGAUAAUAAAAGGGAAAAGACUGCAGAAAUUAUUAGAAUACGAACAGAUACGUCAGAUAAAUAAUUAA